Portunus trituberculatus (swimming crab) is the source of this 3327-nucleotide messenger RNA. RefSeq names its product transient-receptor-potential-like protein (gene trpl). Bases 181 to 3243 code for a protein of 1020 amino acids. Gene Ontology annotation, molecular function: store-operated calcium channel activity; inositol 1,4,5 trisphosphate binding; protein binding. The record is from RefSeq and is a predicted model, not a curated record. The transcript has 19 exons. Gene Ontology annotation, cellular component: membrane; cation channel complex. Gene Ontology annotation, biological process: regulation of cytosolic calcium ion concentration; calcium ion transmembrane transport; manganese ion transport. NCBI's taxonomy places the organism in Eukaryota, Metazoa, Arthropoda, Malacostraca, Decapoda, Portunidae.
AAGGGAUCAGUUGGGGUGUCAGUCUCUCUGUACCGUGCCCCGUGAAUCCGGCCUGUUCUUCUAGGUUGGUUGCACACAGGCACCACUUCCAGUUUCCAGUAGGCCUCCUGGUUUAUGGAUCUGGAUUGUCGCCUUGACAUCCACGACUGUUGGUGCUGAGAACCUGUCUGAACCGGAACAAUGUCUAAGAAGGAGGAAGAGGUGAAGAAGAUGGAGAAGAAGAGUGUCAGCAUCGAUGAGAAGGAAGAUCUGGCCAUGGAGGAGGGUCAUCAAUCUAAGAUUGAGAUGCCCAACCUACCCAAGCCCUUGACACUGGAAGAAAAAAAGUAUCUCUUAGCAGUGGAGAGGGGGGAUAUUAACACCACCAGGAAGAUGCUACAGAAGGCUCACCGUUACCAUGACUACAUGAACAUGAACUGCGUAGACCCACUAGGCCGUGGCGCUCUCCACAUGUCCAUCUCCAACGAAAACCUGGAGAUGGUGGAGCUGCUGGUGGUAAUGGGAGUGGAGACCCGCGAUGCUCUGCUGCACGCCAUCGAUGCGGAGUUCGUGGAGGCUGUCGAGGUUCUGCUGGAGCACGAAGAGGUGGUCCACAAGGAAGGGGAUAAAUACUCUUGGGAGAAAGCAGACCGCAACACCUCCGCCUUCACUCCCGAGAUCACGCCCCUCAUCCUCGCUGCCCACAAGGAUAACUACGAGAUCCUGAAAAUCCUUCUGGACCGCGGCGCCACCAUCCCCAUGCCCCAUGACAUCAGGUGUGGAUGUCCGGAGUGCCUGAAGACCUCCUCUGAGGACUCCCUGCGUCACUCCCGCUCCCGCAUCAACGCCUACCGCGCCCUGGCUUCCCCCUCCCUCAUCGCCCUCACCUCCACCGAUCCCAUCCUGACAGCCUUCCAGCUCUCCCUUGAACUGAAGAACCUGGCUUACACUGAACAUGAAUUCCGCGCCGACUACCUGGAACUGAGGACCAAGUGCAUGAAGUUCGCUGAGGAGCUGCUGGGCCACGCUAGAUCCUCCACCGAGCUGGCUGUGAUGCUCAACCACGACCCGGAGUGCGUGGUGCCCUACGAGGACGGCGAGCACAUGAGCCUCAAACGCCUGGAGCUCGCCAUCGACUGCAAGCAAAAGAGGUUCGUGGCUCACCCGAACAUCCAGCAGCUGCUCGCGGCGCUGUGGUACGAGGGCGUGCCAGGGUUCAGGAGGAAGUCCAUCGUGGAGAAGUGCACGGAGAUUUUUAAGGUUGUUGCUCUGUUCCCGUUCUACUGCAUGUGGUAUAUGUUGUUGCCGGACAGCCCCACCGGUCGCCUCAUGCGCACUCCCUUCAUGAAAUUCCUCACCCACUCCGCCUCCUAUCUCUUCUUCCUGCUUCUACUGAUCUUGGUCUCUGUGCGGUUCGAGAAUCUUGUCAUCUGGUUCCUCGGGACGGACGCGAUGCGGCGGAAUCUGGAGGAAGCGAUGCGUCGCCAGCGCGGGAAUCUGCCCACUCCAGUCGAGUUCGUUGUGGCUCUCUGGGUGUUCGGGUUCCUGUGGGAAGAAAUCAAGGAGAUACGCAGUGAAGGCUUCAGGAAGUACAUCAAUAACAUGUGGAACAUCCUGGACAUCAUGCGUGACUUCCUCUACAUCUUCACCAUGAUCCUCAGGCUAUUCGCUUUCAUCCAGCAGACUCAAGAGAUCUCACGCUCGCCUUCUACUGCCUUCAUCCCCCGCGAAGAAUGGAACGCCUUCGAUCCUCAGCUGAUCUCCGAGGGUCUCUUCGCCGCAGCCAAUAUCCUCUCUGCUCUCAAGUUGGUUCACAUCUUCAGCAUCAACCCUUACCUCGGUCCUCUCCAGAUCUCUCUCGGCCGCAUGGUUAUUGAUAUCGUCAAGUUCUUCUUCAUUUACACCCUCGUGCUCUUCGCUUUUGCUUGCGGACUGACGCAGCUGUUGUGGUACUACAACGGCCUGGAGAAGGACAAGUGUUACUCCCUCCCUGGCGGUGAGGCGGACUGGACCAAACAGGGCGACGCUUGCAUGCGCUGGAGACGUUUCUACAAUUUGUUCGAGGCCUCCCAAUCCCUCUUCUGGGCUGGCUUUGGCAUGGUGGGACUGGACGACUUCGAGCUGACAGGCAUCCGCGAGUACACGAGGUUCUGGUCCAUGCUCAUGUUUGGCUCCUACUCAGUGAUCAAUAUUAUCGUCCUUCUCAACCUCCUGAUCGCUAUGAUGUCCAGCUCCUACUCCUUCAUUGUGGAACACGCUGAUACCGAGUGGAAGUUUGCCCGCACCAAGCUGUGGAUGUCUUACUUCGAGGAGGGCAACACUCUACCUCCGCCAUUCAACAUGUUCCCCAACGUCAAGAGCAUCAUGAGGAUGUGCGGCAAGGCAAGCAAAAAGAACGAGCUGGUCAGGAGAAUGUCUUCCAGGAGCCAGAACCGCCGCAGAAAGGCUAUGGACUUCCGCUACCUGUCUGUGAUGCGUGCACUCAUCUGGCGUUACGUGUGCGCACUCCAGCGGCGCAACGAGGAGCGCCCCGUCAACGAGGAUGACAUCGGCGAGGUGAAGGGUGACAUCUCCUCCCUCAGAUUCGAGCUUAUUGAUCUCUUCGGCCAGAACGGAAUGGAUGUGUCUAUGUGCGCGAAAAAGAGCAGAGCCGCCCUGGGCCGCAAGAUGAGGGUGUGGGAGAGGCGCCUGAUGCGUGACUUCCACGUGUCGCCUGCCAUGGGAGCCGAGGACUCCAUCAGAAGCGAGGAUGAGCCCAUGCCCCAGGAAGAAUCAGCCGCUGACAAGUUCCGCCGCAUGGCAAGGCUGGCGAUGUCAAUCAGCGACGAGAAGCGCACUAAUCCUGGACAGUCACAGAUCGGUAUGGGAGACGAUAAGGGACGCGAGAGCCUCAAGAUGGCCAUGGAGAAGGCUCGCCGCAAGAUGGAGGAGGGAACACCCGAUGGAUCGCCAGGCUCUUCCCGUGGGUGCUCUCCCUUCCCAGACCUGUACACAGGCCCCCAUUUGCUCGAUGCCAUCAAGAACCUGGACCUGAGCCCCAAUCACUCCCCGUCAGAGACUCCCAUGCCCGAUGGCAGGCUCAGCAAGGCCAAAGAUGGUCAGGCCAAGGACAUGAACAAGCUGAUGGUGCCAGGCCGCCGCGCCUCCACCACUCUCAAGAAGGAGGGUGAAGACACCGUUGAAAACCAGAAGCUCAGUUUGGACGUUCCUGUCAACAUGUUCUCUAAGGACUCCAUAAAAACUGAACUCCACCAUCGCAAGUGAAGACAAGUCGGGAAGGAAAGCACCUGUCAUUAUGAAGACAGAAUCUGAGACCAAGAAAUCUGAGGCUCCUGCUGGCAUCAAAAA